GGCUAACUGAAACCGUCCGUUGUUCCGCGUGAAGCCGCAGCGGAACACCGGCCGACCACGCUCCCGAAAGGAACAAAAAGACGGCGACGGAACCUCCAAGCUGCUCCCGGACCACUGCAGCGCUAGAAGCCACUGCGGUCGCCGUCACCGCACUUGCGGGGAGAACACUCGCACGCGGAGGGAGACCCCUCCACUCCAAUGGCGGCGAUCACCGCGCCGCUGCAUCCUCCCCUCGCCGUAUUCGCCGCCGCGCCCUGCCACGGAGUGCGCUUCCGCCGCGCUCCACUCAUCCGCAUGGCGUCCUCCUCCUCAUCGUCUUCGCCUUCGUUCUCCUCGUCCUCCUCUUCCUCCUACGGAGGUGGUGGGGGCGGGGCCGGGGGAGGGGGCGAGAUCCACUACGUCUCGCCGCCUCCCCCGCCCUCCACGCCCUCCGGGGCGCCCGUGUACGUGACGCUUCCGGUUGACGCCGUGGGUGCAGGGGGGCGCGUGGCGCGCAGGCGGGCCAUGGCGGCUUCGCUCGCCGCGCUGGCGAGCGCCGGGGUGACAGGGGUCGCGGUGGAGCUGUGGUGGGGCGUCGUAGAGCGCGGGGGGCCUCGGGAGUACGACUGGGCGGGGUACCUCGACCUCGCCGCCAUGGCGAGGCGCUGCGGGCUCCGCGUGCGCGCCAUCCUCGCCUUCCACCAGUGCGGCGCCGGGCCACAAGACUCAUUCUGGGUCCCUCUUCCACAAUGGGUGCUUGAGGAGAUGGAGAAGAUGCCAGACUUGUCAUAUACUGAUAGAUAUAAACAGAGAAACAAGGAAUACAUCUCAUUGGGAUGUGACAUUCUUCCACUUCUGAAGGGAAGAUCACCUAUGCAAGCUUAUGCUGACUUCAUGAGGAGCUUCCGCGACAAUUUCAAGGAGUACCUUGGGGCCAUAGUGACGGAAGUUCAAGUUGGAAUGGGCCCAGGAGGUGAGCUUAGGUAUCCAUCAUGCCCAACCGAGAAGCUAAAUCAGCCAGGCAGCUCAUCUGAACUUGGGGAAUUUCAAUGUUAUGACAAGUUCAUGCAAGCAUCAUUGGGUGCUCAUGCGCGGAUUCUCGGGAUUCAAGAGUGGGGAAGUGGUGGUCCAGCUGGCAUAGAUAGCACGUGGCAGAAUCCUGAAGAGACAAACUUUUUCCGUGCCGAUGGAGGAUGCUGGAAUACCCCUUAUGGCCGAUUUUUCCUCGAGUGGUAUUCCGGAAUGCUUCUUCUCCAUGGAGAGAGGUUAUGCGCGGUCGCUGACGCCGUCUUUUCUGGCACCGGCGUGACCAUCUCGGGGAAGGUUUCCGGCAUACACUGGCACUACUACACAUGUUCACACCCAUCCGAGCUGACAGCCGGCUACUACAACACAUUGCUAAGAGACGGCUAUCUCCCCAUCGCCCAAAUGUUCUCUCGACACAGAGCUGCCCUGUGCUGCGGCUGUUUCGACCUGAGGGACGAGGAGAGAAGCGGUCCUCAGAGCAGCCCCGAAGGCACUCUCCGGCAACUGAUGGCUGCCGCUAAGGUAUGGAACCUACCUCUCAACGGCGAGAACUCCGUGGCGAGGCUGGACGACGCGUCGCUGAGCCAGGUCGUCAGAAGCUCGAGGCGCUACUCGGGCGGCACCUCGGGCACGUCUUUCUCCUUCAACUAUGUCAGGAUGAACAAGAGCCUGUUCGAGUCACACAACUGGAACCGGUUUACGAAGUUCGUCAGGAAGAUGUCGGAUGCCAGAACCUUUCUGGCUAGACUGAACUUCAGGAGACACCAAUGCCUGCCUUCAAUGUCAGUUGUUUGGGUUGCUAGCCAGGCCUAUGCAUACACAUGAUUUAUUUUGUUGUUGUUGUUGUGUGUCAAACAUGUAUGUGACCUGUGAUAUUAAAAUUGUAGACGACUCGAGAAGGAAAAAUGGAAGAAAACUUCCCAGUGGGUUGGUUGUUGUGUUCU
Molecule: messenger RNA, 1949 nt
Organism: Triticum aestivum (bread wheat)
Lineage: Eukaryota; Viridiplantae; Streptophyta; Magnoliopsida; Poales; Poaceae
Product: beta-amylase 1, chloroplastic
Exons: 4
Coding region: 199-1830 (543 amino acids)
Biological process (GO): polysaccharide catabolic process
Molecular function (GO): beta-amylase activity
Source: RefSeq, a predicted model, not a curated record